AUGAAUUCGAGUUCGCGCCGUCAACGUUCGCGCAUGCCGAACUUUACCAUCGCGGAGGAGAAUAUUCUGAGAAUGUUGACAGCCAAAUACCAUAAAGAGAUCGAGGACAAGGCCUCAAAUGCGCAUGUCUGGCGUGCGAAAAAUCGGGCCUGGGAGAGCAUCGCUGCUGAGUUUUACAACAAUACGCAAAUCCAACGUUCGGCUGUGAAACUGAAAUCCAAAUACGAGACAAUGAAAAAACAAAACAAGCUGUUGAAUGUGUUGGUAAAAAGAGAGCCAACACAGGAAGAUGCCUCACCCAACGAGAGGAGAAAUACGCUUGACGAGUCCAAGAAGAAUGUGGAUCAGGCUGAACAAGUUGUGGUCGUAGAACAACUCAAAGCGGAAACUCAAGCGGACCACGUAAUGUCCGAGGUGGACCCAGGCCCGAUCGCAGCUGAGCCAGGCCCCAGCGAAGCAGAUCAGACGAUGUCCGAUGCGGAGCAGGCUACUCCCGAUGCAGAUCAGAUCAUGUCCGAAGAUAAACCCAUGGAUGGAAUCGAAACUGUUUUAUCUGAGCUCAGGCCAGAUUUCUCCAAGAUUUCAGUACGUAGCCGCAGAUCAGAUUCCAAUAUAUCCGCAAAUAUUGAUGUCAAACAAAUGCGCGAAUUUCUGCGGCAAUACAAGAACUUAAAUCAGGCACAAUUAGCUGCGACCAAGAGCAAUGCGCCGAGUCCGGAUACCGAAAAACCAGCCCUGCAUUCCAGCGAGGAGGACAACGCCGAGAUGCAGCUCAAGGAACUCAGCCUGAGUCAGAGAUCUUUGGCCGCACAAUUCAAUUAUUAUCGCAAUAUGGAUAUCCGAGCGCAGCAGAAGCAUUUGGCCGAGCUCAAGAAUCUUGAGAUUCAGCAUCAAAUUUUGGAGCUCGAACUUCAGAUCAAGCAAAAAGAGUUGCAGAAAAAUAGCUAAACUUUGCGCUUGAAAUGAAAUAACAAUAUAAUUUAUAUAAAAUUAAGGAAAUUUCUACAUAGUUUUGUAAAUUUUGUAUGUAUGUUUACACGUGCAGCGAUAUCAUGUAUUUGGUCUUAAUGCAUUUAUUUUAAAUAUAAUAAGAAAUAAGCUUUUUUUUUUAAUAAAUAUGAUAUAAGGACUGUAAACUGAGGAUGUUGAAACUAUAUUUCACGUACAUGGAUAUCAUGAUAUUUAUCAGGGAUAUCAUGUAUUUAGUCUUAAUGCAUUUCUUUUUAAAUAGUCAGUACUUAGGCUUUUUUAAAUAAAUAUGAUAAGGACUGUUAACUGAGUUAUAUUGUUAUUCUUUCAGGUUUACAUGAUGAUGUAACUUUUGUAUAUAUGUUUACACGCUCAGGGAUAUCAUGUAUUUAGUCUUAAUGGAUUUUGUGAUUUUAUGAUCUGUAACAAGACAUUUUUUAAUAAUCAAAUGAAAUAAUGACUAUAAA
Molecule: messenger RNA, 1436 nt
Organism: Drosophila montana
Lineage: Eukaryota; Metazoa; Arthropoda; Insecta; Diptera; Drosophilidae
Product: fibrinogen silencer-binding protein-like
Exons: 4
Coding region: 1-948 (315 amino acids)
Source: RefSeq, a predicted model, not a curated record